AUGAGCAGCCCGAAUGGCCGUAAGAAACCACGUCCCUGUAUUGUGGGACUGAAUCCUUAUCCAGUCGUCUUCAAGAAGCUCAUGGUGGUAGGGAGACCAGUGUCCAUGGUUACCAGCAGAUUCAUCGAGUUGAAGGCUGCCAUAGGCGCGCGCUCGUCUGCCAUCAACCGGCUGAGGAAGACCCACGGCUCGCACCCGCCGAGCGGCUCGGGCGUUAUUGAACCAGCUGCGAACUUGCCUCACGGUGAGAUUGGCUUGAUGUGCGAUGCGUUCUAA
Alternaria arborescens is the source of this 276-nucleotide messenger RNA. RefSeq lists its product as hypothetical. The record is from RefSeq and is a predicted model, not a curated record. Lineage: Eukaryota; Fungi; Ascomycota; Dothideomycetes; Pleosporales; Pleosporaceae. The coding region runs from base 1 to 276 and encodes 91 amino acids. The transcript has a single exon.